AGAUCAACAAGAGUUUCAGUUUUAAAUUGUAUCGUUACUUGUUGUUUCUGUUUUUCCAACUUCAAAAGCAAAUCAUGGAUAAUUCUCAGAAAAUUAGCUACCAAGCUGGCGAGACCAAGGGCCAAGCCCAGGAAAAAGGUAAUCAGUUGAUGGAACAAGCUGGGAAUGCUGCACAGUCUGCCAAGGAAACAAUGCAAGAGAUGGGGCAGCAAGUGAAGGCCACUGCACAAGGAGCAGCUGACGCCGUUAAAAAUGCCACUGGGAUAAACAAAUGAACCAUGACAUUGAAUUUCACAAUGUUAUAGUUUAUGAAGAUCUUAUUUCUUCUUAUUUUAGGCUACCAAUUUUUGCUUCUUAGGUUUGAAUUAUUUAUUGAGAGGUUAUAUGUUUAUGAAUUAUAGGAAGUGAGCGAGUAUACUCAGUUCAAAGCUAAGGACGUGAGACUGCGCCUCAAUAAUAUAUUAUUGUAAUAAUGUUUGUUUCUUAUAAGUAGUUUCCCUACAUGCAUUUGAACACUUGCAGUAUAUAAAUGUUAUCCAAAUUCACUUGGAUGUA
This is a messenger RNA of Nicotiana tabacum (common tobacco), 555 nucleotides long. The record is from RefSeq and is a predicted model, not a curated record. Lineage: Eukaryota; Viridiplantae; Streptophyta; Magnoliopsida; Solanales; Solanaceae.